UUGGCAGCCGGCGAGUGACGAGCAUUGUCGCCUCAGGUUCGGUGGUGUUCGAGGUGGUGCGCGAGGUGUGGCCCGGGGAGCGGCUGGUGGCCCUGCUGCUGCCUGAGGUCGACGACGCCCUGCUGCUGCCCGCCCUCACCCUCCUGCGCUCCUCGCUCUACCGCCGCACCAUCGACUCCAUCAUGGCCGAGGCGCCGCUCGACCUCUCCCGCUCCCUGCUGACGUCGCCGCCCGCGCCUGGACCGCACUGCGGCGCCGCGGGGAAGCGGAAGGCCGAGUCACCCUCGCCACAUCGGUCGCCGUCGCCGCCAGCGACAACCUCACCGAUCACGUCAUUUCCCACGACAUCCUCGUCGUCGUUUUUCCCACUGAGACAGACGGCCUUCGGGAUCAACCUUCCGGAUCCUGAACCAUUAGACAGGCCAUCUUUUUCUGUCAACCUGACGCCGACGACGACAGUGUCAGCAGCGUGCAGCAGCAGCAGCAUGCCUCAAACAGUGCCUCGCAGCAGCAGGGAGGUGACAGCGCCGCUGGCCCCCGUCAAGCGGCGGGAGCGGACGAUGCUGCCGUGCUCCGAGUGCGGCAAGGCCUUCGACCGGCCGUCGCUGCUGAAGAGGCACAUGCGGACGCACACGGGAGAGAAGCCGCACGCGUGCGACGUGUGCGGGAAGGGGUUCUCGACGAGCUCGUCCCUCAACACCCACCGACGGAUCCACAGCGGGGAGAAGCCCCACCAGUGUGGCGUGUGUGGCAAGCGCUUCACCGCCUCCUCCAACCUCUACUACCACAAGAUGACCCACGUCAAGGAAAAGCCGCACAAGUGCUCGCUGUGCACGCGCUCCUUCCCGACCCCCGGCGACCUCCGCUCCCACAUGUUCGUCCACAACGGCCAGUGGCCGCACAAGUGUUCCGUCUGCGGCAAGGGCUUCAGCAAGCUCACCAACCUCCGCAACCACGCCCUCCUGCACGCUGAGCUGAAGAGAACUGAACGGCACCUGACGACCCUCCCGACGCCCUCGGCCUCCUCCAGUGGCUCCCUCGCGCCUGCAGCUGCCUCCACCAGCGGCUUCAACACUUCCCUGAAACCUGCAGCCGCAUCCAGCCCUCCCACAUGCUCUUCCACAUCAUCCAGUACCCUUUCCAUCUCACAUAUCCCUCCCACUGCGUCUCCUUUACCUUCACCACCUUCAUCACGGCUUUCCCGAACUUCGAGUCCCCUUCCUCCUUCUCCUGACACACCCGCUUCCUCUUAUUCGUUAUCUUUUUCCAUGAUCGUCAAAACCUCAGGUUCACCCGAGCGGCUCGAGGCUCCUGAGUCCCCAAGAAGCACGGGCGCUCCUUCAGCAACAGAUACAUCAGAUAAUCCUCCAGAACACCUCCCUAUCAUCACCACACCGUUACCAAACUCCAGAAGUAUUGUACCCAAAAGUAUUGUUUCGUCAGAGAAAGAACCUCAAAACAGUAUUAAAUCACUUGCCCAAACUGCUGAAGGUAUUUCUACCUCGUCGCCUCCUUCGUCAGGUUCCUCGUCUUGUCCCUCUGCUUCCUCCUAUUCCUCCUCUGUUAUCUCCCAUACGCACUCCUACCAAAAGUUUUCAUUAGAGAAUAUUUUAAAGGUAACCGCACCUUCGAUCCUGACAGCAAGAAGAGAUCACAAAUGUUCAACGAUGGAGGACAGAAGGAGAGAGGAAGGAGCAAAGGAGGUACAAAUUAGUCCUAAUAAUAGUGAAGUAGAGAUAAUAAGCGAUAAUCAAAGUAAUGGAGAGAGAGAAGAGUGGGACGUCAAGCGGUAGUUCCUUAAGUUAGUUGUCGCUAGAUCUCCAAGUCAGACAACCUUAUGUAAUAUUAUUUUGUGUUCUUGACUAUAGACAAUCUUCCUCAUAAACAGCUUUACCUUCGUUUAUAUUUCUGAGCUUUAAAUUAGAAAAUAAAAGAACUUAUACCGAAAUGACUAUUCGUGUAGAGAAAUUUUCAUCUGAAAGAAAACUAUAGAAUUGUUUGUACAUAGAUAUUUAACAAAAUAAAAAGUAGAUGAUUAGAUAUUGAGUCCUUGUUAGCGGAGUCGUCAUGGUCGUGUGAGAGAAGUCCUUGCUUGGAGAGUCCUCAUGGUCGUCUGAGAGGAGUCCUUGCUUGGAGAGUCCUCAUGGUCGUCUGAGAGGAAUCCUUGCUUGGAGAAUCCUCAUGGUCGUGUGAGAGAAGUCCUUGCUUGGAGAGUCCUCAUGGUCGUCUGAGAGGAGUCCCUGCUUGGAGAGUCCUCAUGGUCGUCUGAGAGGAGUCCUUGCUUGGAGAGUCCUCAUGGUCGUCUGAGAGGAGUCCUUGCUUCGAGAGUCCUCAUGGUCGUGUGAGAGGAGUCCUUGCACGAAGAGUCCUCUUGAUCGUGUGACUGGAGUCCUUGCUUGGAGAGUCCUCAUGGUCGUCUGAGAGGAGUCCUUGCUUGGAGAGUCCUCAUGGUUGUGUGACUGGGGCUGGCGAGAGUCUUCAGAAGUGCUGAGUUACUCAAGUCACUGCGGUACUCUGAACCAAGUACUUGCUUACUUCAUUUGCAGUAAGUUCUGUAUUUUACAGAAACUUUCUGUUUACGUUUAUUUAUGAUAAAUCGAGGCUGGUCGUGCAAUAUAGUUGUAACAGAAUGUAUUUAUUUUUACCUGUUUUAUGUUCAAUAAAAUUUCAGACAUA
Molecule: messenger RNA, 2676 nt
Organism: Procambarus clarkii (red swamp crayfish)
Lineage: Eukaryota; Metazoa; Arthropoda; Malacostraca; Decapoda; Cambaridae
Source: RefSeq, a predicted model, not a curated record